GUUUCAUUUUCCCUCGGGUUUUCUUUUCCCUUGUAAUUUUCUCGGGAAACAAACAGAAAAUAUGAACGAAGAGGAGCUGCGUCGUUCGGAAGCAACCAUGGCCGAUCUUCUGAAUCAAUUCGAACGUAUCUUGGAAUCCGAUCCCCAAAUAGAUGAGGUGGGAUUUCUUCACCCGUCCCAGUUUUCCGAGCUGAAUAAAGAGGCAGGCCAUUCACCCUCAUUUGAUGACAGUACUGUGCUGCGCUCGGCAGAUGGAAACUCAGUUUUUUGGAAUAGGGAUCAUAAGUUGGGGAUUUCAACGCAAAUUCUUCUUCCAUUAUAUAAGACAGCUAAGCAUGCGUUUAUGGCAGCAAGUAGACAAUAUAAGGCACUUAACAGCAAAUCUGAUGUAUCCGGGGAUGAGAAUUCUCUGUGUGCGUCAUUAUCUUUGGAUAACAGUUUCGAAGGUGACGUCAUGAAGCAUAGCAGGGCACUUUUGUUGCUAAGUUGUGAUUUCGGCACUGCAUGGCAUUCCAGGAAACUUGUUGUGUCGCAUAAGCAUAAGCUCUCGGAUUUUUUGGAUGAACUUCUCUUGUCGGCACUUGUUCUUUCAUAUUCACCUAAGUCUGAGUAUGCUUGGAGCCAUAGGCAGUGGAUCAUCAAGUCAAUUGCUGGAAAGUGUUCAACUCUGUCAGAGAUUGUGACCAAAGACUCUGAGCUGGUGGAGAAAAUAGCUGAGAGGUCAAAAAUGAAUUACCGUGCUUGGAAUCAUCGUUGCUGGUUGGUUACCUACAUGACAAGAGAACAGUUGUUAUAUGAAUUAAAAAGAUCCAGAAACUGGGCCUCCUUGCAUGUUGCUGAUCAUAGUUGCUUCCAUUAUCGCAGUCGGCUGAUGCUUAAGAUUUUAGAAGAGCAAUGCUAUAAACAAGAAAUUUCAUCUUCUGGUUACAGCGUUGAGACAUAUCAAUUGUGGAAGGAAGAGCUUGAUUGGGAUGAAAUGUUGAUAAAGCGCUACAUAGGAAGAGAGGCUCUAUGGCUUCAUCGUCGCUUCCUUUCCUUAUUUUGGAUAAAGCAUUUCAUAACCAAUCAUACUGGUGUGUCCAGCCACGGGAAGCAGAAUAACAGCAUGAAUAACGACUUCAGAAUAUUUAUGGAUAACGAGCUACAUCUCCUCGACUCCUGCUCAAUCAUUCCAGAUAAUAGCUUUGACGAUUACCAAUCACAGGCUAAACAUUCUGCCACUUACAUAUUAUGGUUGAUUAAGCAAAUCCCUGAUUCCCGACGGAUUGAAUUUCAAGAGAAGCUGAAAACCGAAAACCUAAAAGCUCUGUUGAAUAAGGCGUGCCCGGAGAGGUCCUCAACUUGGGAUUCUUUAGUGAGCUAUGUAGAAGCAGCUGGACAUUAGUUGAGCGAGAGUUAGCCCCCGGAAAAUAUAUGUGUAGCACAUUUUGUGUUGUAAACUUGUAAACUUCUUCCUCUUUUCGUUUGAAUCGUUCAAAUUAUAAUGUACAAUGUCAUACAUCAUGAUUAAUGCAUAUCAUGUUACUGAAGGCUGUUUUCUUA
Molecule: messenger RNA, 1542 nt
Organism: Malus domestica (apple)
Lineage: Eukaryota; Viridiplantae; Streptophyta; Magnoliopsida; Rosales; Rosaceae
Biological process (GO): protein prenylation
Cellular component (GO): cytoplasm
Molecular function (GO): protein prenyltransferase activity
Source: RefSeq, a predicted model, not a curated record